This is a messenger RNA of Anthonomus grandis grandis, 2115 nucleotides long. Its product is annotated as jerky protein homolog-like. The transcript has 5 exons. Gene Ontology annotation, cellular component: nucleus. Gene Ontology annotation, molecular function: DNA binding. The record is from RefSeq and is a predicted model, not a curated record. Lineage: Eukaryota; Metazoa; Arthropoda; Insecta; Coleoptera; Curculionidae. Bases 214 to 2115 code for a protein of 633 amino acids.
CUCCAGUAAUCCGGCGUUCCUAGGUGUCGGGAUAUUUUACCUCUGUAGUCCGGAUAAAGGAAUGUUUUCAAUACGAAUCGAUUAUAAACGGAUUUUUCCUUUUUAAACUUGUCAAAACCAAUAUUGUUAGCAACCUAAUGGGUUUGGCGCCUUUGGCGGUCAGUUAUCGUUUAGUUACCGUGCGUCGUGUGUCAAUGUGUUAUUAAAAAAAAAAUGGCGCCAAAUAAACGACCGCAUAACACAGUUACUCUUGCGGAGAAAUGUAAAAUAUUAGAUUUUCUUGAUAAGGUGGGAAGCAUACGCAGGGUGGCUGAGAAAUUUAAUGUACCAAAAUCAACUGUAAGUGAUAUAAAGAAAAACAAAACUAAAAUAAGAAGAUUUGUGUCGGAGUCAUUCAGUGGAGCAGGUAAAAGGCAGGUUAUCCGAAAGGGAGAACAUCCCGAAGUUGAAGCUGCUUUAUAUAAGUGGUUUCUACAGCAGCGUAGUGCUCAUGUACCUGUUUCUUCUGAUAUCUUACGAACGAAAGCUAAACAAUUUUAUGAAAGAAUAACUGGGAAGAGUGAUUUUUUAGCGAGUUCAGGUUGGCUUGACAAAUUUAAGAAAAGGCACGGAAUACGCUUUCUUAAAGUGUGUGGUGAAAAACUUUCCAGUGAUGUAAGUGCUAUAGUACCUUUUCAAGAAAAAUUUCUAGCUGUGGUUAAUGAAAUGAAGCUAAGUCGUGACCAAGUUUAUAAUGCUGAUGAAUCAGCGGCCUUUUGGAGAGCCUUGCCGGACACUACAUGGGUUCAUAGUCAGGAACAAUCAGCACCAGGGCGAAAAAUAUCUAAAGAUCGCGUAACAUUCAUGCCCUGUUGCAAUGCGGCUGGAACUCAUAAGUUACCCCUUUUAGUUCUUGGAAAAUCCGCAAAUCCAAGGGCAUUUAAGAAUGCUACUUUACCUGUUAAAUACAAGGCAACCAGCAAAGGUUGGAUGACCAGGACAUUGUUCUUCGAAUGGUUUAAGACUUGCUUUAUACCAGACGUCAAACGUUUUUUAUCGGAUGUUAACCGACCUCAUAAAGCAUUAUUACUUGUAGAUAAUGCUCCAUCUCAUCCACCUGAGACAGAAAUAAAUUUCGAUCCUGAUUUCAGAGUCAUGUUUUUGCCGCCCAACUGCACAGCAGUUUUACAGCCAAUGGAUCAAAACUUAAUCCAAAACAUAAAAGUAGCAUAUAGAAAGAGGCUACUAAAUCACAUUAUCGCUCACGAAGGUGACGAUUUAGUUACAGUUUUAAAGCAAUUUAAUUUAAAAGAUGCACUUGUUAAUCUAGAUAUUGCUUGGAAGUUGAUAUCUGAAAAAAAUAUCCAAAAAAGUUGGAUAGCAUUAUGGCCGAACCAAAGAACUGAUGCAGAAGAAGAGGAAUCUGAUGAAGAAAACAUUCCACUUUCAGAACUUCAAAGACGACUUUGUCUCAUAAACGAGGAAGAUUUAAAAACCAUUACCGCUUCCUUGCUUGUGAUAGAUCCUGAAAACAGUUUGAAUCGGGAAGAAAUUGUUGAAUGGGCUUUAGGCAAAAAUGAAGUCAUUGUUGAUUUGACUGAAGAGGAGGUAAUAGGUGAUGCGCUAAAAUCUAAGGAUGCAGAGAGCAAUGAUUUAGAUGGAGAUACUGAGAUUAUUGCCACUAAAGUGAAACACAGCGAUGCUGUGAAAGCAUUAACAUUGGGAAUUCAGUACACUCCACUAGAUAGCAUUUCAAACAUUGGAUCGCCCACUACAAAUUCAAAUGAUACUGAAGAAGAAAAUAGUGGUGUUGGCGAAUCUUUAGAAGUGCAAGUGCGAGAAAAUAUAAACCGUGAAUCAGAAAGCAAGAGACAAGAAAUUGAAGCAGAUUUCGGACGAUUGUAUCCAGAUAAAAAAUUCCACUUACUUAAUCGUUGGAGCAUCUUUUUCAAUAAAGUUUUAGAAUUGAAAAAACCUGAUCUCAAUCUUAGGGAUAUGGUACUGACAGAUAUUCUUUCUCUAUUGGAAAGUUCAGAUGCAGAGUUGUCCGAAGGUAUAUUUUUAUAUUUUCACCGCCUAGAGGAAGGACCAGAGUGGGAAAAACCCACUGGAAAUUUAAUACCAAUGAAUCAGUAG